Messenger RNA from Prorocentrum cordatum, 632 nucleotides. Lineage: Eukaryota; Dinophyceae; Prorocentrales; Prorocentraceae. The record is from the annotation of a GenBank genome assembly.
GGUCGAUCGCCGGCCGCAUCGGCCGCGCCAGCACCGCCAUCCCCCGCGCCCUCAUAAGAAGGGCGCGGAAGAAGCCGAGCCCUAAGGGCACGGAGGAGGCCUCAUGCGAGGGCGCCGGGGAUGACGCAGACGACGGCAUUGGCCUGGCGGAGCUGGGGCGGGCGCUGCAGCUCGUGCAGGACGCUGAGCGCCUGGACAUAAAUGUAGCGGAGUGUGACCUCGCGGAGCACCUCUCCGCGGCGCUCGGCCCCCAGGUUGGGCAGGAGCUCGCGGCCGCCCUCCGCGGUGAGGAGGACGACGAGGAGGAGGACGGCGUGUUCGGCGCGUUCUGGCGCGCCGUGGGAGGCCCUCGCGAGGAGUCUCCCGAGCCCAGCGCGCAGGGCAGCGACCCGACCCCCGCGAUGGUGGGGGCACCAGCUCAGGAGCUGCGGGCAAUCGCUGCACCCGCCGCGCAUGGAGAGGAGGGCGCCCCGUCGAGGGAGCGGGACGACCUCUCGCUGAUGGAGAACCGGGCGUGACCGCAGGCCUCGGCCGAGCGCGGCCGGGGCAAACGUUCCUCGCGCCCGCGCCCCGUGCGCUCUUGCGACAGGGUCGCCUCGGCCCCCUGAGCGCGCCGUCGCCUUCGGGGGGAA